This is a messenger RNA of Sorghum bicolor (sorghum), 1127 nucleotides long. Its product is annotated as putative tRNA (cytidine(34)-2'-O)-methyltransferase. Bases 1 to 774 code for a protein of 257 amino acids. Gene Ontology annotation, molecular function: RNA binding; RNA methyltransferase activity. Gene Ontology annotation, biological process: wobble position cytosine ribose methylation; wobble position uridine ribose methylation. NCBI's taxonomy places the organism in Eukaryota, Viridiplantae, Streptophyta, Magnoliopsida, Poales, Poaceae. The transcript has 7 exons. The record is from RefSeq and is a predicted model, not a curated record.
AUGGAGGCCGGCCUGCGCGCGCUUGGCCACCGCUACUGCGGCGGCGGCGGCUGCGGAAUCAGCCUCGGUGGGUUCGCCGCCGCGCGUGCCAUCCGGCUCCGGCGCCAACGCCAGCGUCGCGCGGCCGCCUUCUGCUCCCUUGCUACUGUUGGUGGAGAUGGGAAUGGCGCCGCGGGUGGUGGCCCCGUGAGGAGCGGCGUCGAGGUGGCGCGCGCCAGGAGGAUGCUCCAUGUCGUGCUCGUCUCGCCGCUGAUACCAGGAAAUACAGGGUCCAUUGCAAGGACAUGUGCUGCAUCUGCAGUUGGCCUGCAUCUUGUCGGGCCAUUAGGUUAUAAGGUAGACGACACAAAAUUGAAGCGUGCGGGAUUGGAUUAUUGGCCAUACGUUGUUGUCAAGAUUCAUGACUCUUGGGACCACUUCUUCGAUUAUUUCAUGAAGCAGGAGGGAGAUAAAAGGCUGUUGGCAUUCACCAAAAGAGGCACACAAAUCCAUUCAGAUUUCUCCUACAGGCCAGGGGACUGGCUAGUCUUUGGUUCUGAAACAAAAGGAUUGCCUCAACAAGCCCUUGAGGAUUGCUGUAGAGAAGGCCUAGGUGGUGGAACCCUCCGAAUUCCCAUGGUGGAAACCUACGUCCGGUGCCUGAACCUCUCCGUCAGCGUUGGAAUCGCACUGUAUGAGGCAGCUAGACAGCUGAACUACGAACAGCUUCAGUAUCAGCCUGAGCUUCCGGAGGAAGCACAGGGGCUAUUCCCAGCAGAGGACAUUUAUGCAUGAAAACUUCUGCCUGAGAACAAUUCAUAUGUAGAAAGACUACAGCCACCGAAUUGAUCACCUCACCUUUUUUUUUUGUACUGUUGGCCGUGACACAUGAGCAUAUGAUUGAGCUGGAGGACCACACACGAUUCUGUUGCGAAUUCAAUUCCAAGCUGUCGAGGUGGUGUUCACAUGCUCAUUCAAAAUGUGUACCAGAUUUGCAUGAAAGAAUCGUUUUAGUACUAUAGUUUUGCAGUCAGAAGGUGAUUAGAGUAUGCUAAGAUGGGGUCUCUUUCUGACUUUUUUGUGUACUAGUACUGGUUACUGAACCAUAAGCUUUGUUAAUUGCAAUUAGAUGCUUGCCUCUGUGUCAA